Laetiporus sulphureus 93-53 is the source of this 1266-nucleotide messenger RNA. RefSeq lists its product as uncharacterized. Bases 1 to 1266 code for a protein of 421 amino acids. Gene Ontology annotation, cellular component: cytoplasm; plasma membrane. Gene Ontology annotation, molecular function: small GTPase binding; guanyl-nucleotide exchange factor activity. The record is from RefSeq and is a predicted model, not a curated record. Lineage: Eukaryota; Fungi; Basidiomycota; Agaricomycetes; Polyporales; Laetiporaceae. The transcript has 9 exons. Gene Ontology annotation, biological process: small GTPase-mediated signal transduction.
AUGUGGGAUGCCCUUGGAUGGUCUGAAGAACUAGCGAAUGGAGGCAUGAUGACGGUGCAUGAGAACUACCAAGCUGCACUAAAUCCAUUAGUCGGUCACAUUGUGAACCUGUGUCUGAGCCACCACGAUCAGCUGCGGUUGGUUGCAGUACACAUCCUUUACUGUAUGAUCAUCUCCAAGUAUCACGUCUCAGGCAUUUUCAACCACAUCGAGCAUGAACUGGUCAGCAAUUUGGACACCUUGUUCAUGUCCGACAGCAAAGGUGAUGAUAUUACCUGUGCAUUCUUCAUUGGAAACCUUCAUCGUCUCUUUGAGGAAUCAGACAUAGAUGAGCAAUUACGUGCCCUUGUCGAUACCUUCUUGCAAGAGGUCAAUAUGUUUUUGGAUCUCUUGCUCAGUGUUUGUGCUCUUUCUGAAUCAGAAGAGUUCGCAGAUGAUCGAGUGAUUGCAACGCUUCAUCUGAUAAACUUCAUCCAGCAGAUCGGCCGAGAUGAGAUAUACAUCAAAUAUGUGCAUCAGCUGGUCAAUAUGCAUCUCCAAGCCCAGAACUAUGUGGAAGCUGCCCUCACUUUGAAGCUACAUGCAGACCUACAUGACUGGGAUCUUAACAGCUUCACCCCAGCUAUGGAAGACCUUGGUAAGGGUAAAGCGUGGGAGAGCACCAUCGAGAUCUGCAAGGAAUUGGCAGUGCAGCAUGCCGAGGUGAUGUUCAACUACGCUCGGCUCGCAGAGAUUCUGCAUCAUAAAGCUGCCCUACUGGAACGUAUCGUCACCGACCAGCGCUAUUAUUCUGAUUACUUCAGAGUGGCUUUCUAUGGCAGCUUCCCUGCCGCUAUUCACAACAAACAGUUCAUACUUCUAAAGCCCAUGGGAGAUCUACCAGUUGACAUUCACUUUGGGACUGACCAGUACAUCCAAUACACCACUGUCACUCCCGGACCCGGGCAGGAUUUGCCCAUCUUCACUAAUCCAGACGUGUCCUCUCAGAUCCGGGCAUAUCACGAACACAGUGCGAUUAAACUAUUCAGCUACUCAAGGCCAGCAACAAGAAUAUCGCCUGACGUAAUUGGCAUGCAGAUCUUACAAAUUUCACCUGUUCAAAGUGCCAUUCAAGAGGUGGAAGAAAAAAUGUGCGAGGUGGCUGGACUGAAUUUGAGAUACUCUAUUCUCGCCAAGACAUCGCAGGCUGUUCCAACCAAUUCUCUAGCUAUGAACCUCAACACCAUCAUCGACGUGCCAGCAGGUAGUGGUAUUGGGGCAUCCUGA